This is a messenger RNA of Rubroshorea leprosula, 956 nucleotides long. The record is from the annotation of a GenBank genome assembly. NCBI's taxonomy places the organism in Eukaryota, Viridiplantae, Streptophyta, Magnoliopsida, Malvales, Dipterocarpaceae.
AAUAAUUUAAAAAUUAGUGUCCUUUAGUUUAUAGUUUUAGGGAUUAAAUUGAUUGAAUUUAAAGUUUAGGGGUUUAAAGUAAAACUUAGUAGAAGUUGAAUGACCAUAACUCAAUUAUUCCAAUUUUACUCAACACAUGGCAUUUUCCCAACCAAGUUUUUGGUCUUUGUCGAUGGAAGCUUGGAUAAGCCUCCAGAAGGCUCCCAAAAGCCUCAUUUGGUUUUCCUAUGCCUUCCUCUUCCACCUCCAUCAUUUUCUUCCUCCUUUUUCCAACCAAGGUUAAGGUCCUUUUAUUAGGUAAGUAUAAGUUUUAGUUAUGAAUUUUGGGUUAGAGUUUUGGGUAGUUUAAAUUGGUAAGAUUUAACUUUAAUCCUUUGGUUUAUAAGAUUUUUGGGUAUUAAACUUUUAUUAGAGAUAUCCUUAAUUUUGGGGUUUAUAUGGCAAAUAUAGUGAGUUAGUCCUUUCUAUGGUUUGAUUUGGGUGUGAUUUUUACUGCAGGAAUUAUAAGUAAAUUGUAUUAUUUGCGAAUUACUGUUCAUGAUUACUGUUUACGAUUACUGUUCACGAUUACUGUUCACGCAUUAUGCUUUGAUCUCUUCCAAUAGGGAGUCCUAAUAUUAUUUUGGACAUAUUAUGAAUUUGUUUGACAUGCGUAUGUGUUUGUGGCUAUGAAAUAAGUGGACCUAAGCUUAAAGCUUGGGGUAUUCAGUGGACCCUUUGGGGUAUUUAGUGGACCUCUGCGCAGUAGGGUUAGUACCGUGAUUAGCUCCGGUACAGUGUUGCUAGCACACCUCAGUGGACUCCAUAGCAUUGUGUGAUUUUCGAUUUUAUGCAUUGCGCUUGUGAUAUCGUGUUUGUAAGCAUAUGAUUUUAGUCUAUGAAUUUAAUUUAAAUGUCAUUGAUUAUUACUUGACAUUUGUGCUCAUGAUUUGAGAUAUUAAAUCAUUAUUUAAAUA